Messenger RNA from Manihot esculenta (cassava), 3450 nucleotides. RefSeq lists its product as uncharacterized. Gene Ontology annotation, molecular function: RNA-DNA hybrid ribonuclease activity; nucleic acid binding. NCBI's taxonomy places the organism in Eukaryota, Viridiplantae, Streptophyta, Magnoliopsida, Malpighiales, Euphorbiaceae. The record is from RefSeq and is a predicted model, not a curated record. Bases 1 to 3450 code for a protein of 1149 amino acids. The transcript has 5 exons.
AUGAGGAUAAUUUGCUGGAACUGCCGAGGUGUGGGCAAUCCUCAGGCAGUAAAUGCUAUGGUGGAUAUUGUACAGUAUUAUAAACCAUCUAUUCUUUUUCUUAUGGAAACAAAAGCUAAUGGUAUAAGGAUGGAACAAAUAAAGUCUUUAUUACAUUUUUCUCAUUGUUUUUCUGUUGAUUGUGUUGGUAUUGGGGGUGGUCUCUCUCUUAUGUGGAAAGAUGAUGUCAAGCUAGCCAUUACAGAUUAUUGCUCUAAUUUUAUUGAUUCUACAAUUGGGGACGGUUCUGAUUGUUGGAGGUUUACUGGGUUCUAUGGUUGCCCUGAGUCGGGUUGUCGCCGAACUUCGUGGAAUUUGUUGAGGGCUUUGGCUGAUAGGAGUCAGCUUCCUUGGUUAUGUAGUGGUGACUAUAAUGAUAUUGCUGAUCCGUUGGAAAAAGUUGGUGGUCCUCUUCGUUGUAUUUCUUUGAUUAAUGGGUUUUGUAAUGCUCUUGCUGAUGCCAAUUUAAAUGAUAUUCAGGCUGUGGGGGCUUUUUUGUCUUAUACAUAUAGAGAGGGUACUGUUCAGUGUUCGAAUGAGAGGUUGGAUCGUGCUUGUUCUAAUGCAACCUGGGAUGCUCGUUUUCCUGAUGCGAUUUCGUCUAAUUUAGUUGCUCCAGUUUCUAAUCAUACUCCUUUAUUGAUUGAAACUGUUGGAACUCAAGUUAGGGAGGCUAAUCGACGAUUUCGUUUUGACAAUUCAUGGCUUGAGGAUGAUGAGUUAGGGGAAGUGGUUUUGAUGUCUUGGCAGCAAGGUUUGGGGUUGGAUUUUAUUCAACGUAAAGACCAGCUUGUGAAGCGUGUUCAGUAUUGGGGGAAGAAUAGAAACCGCAUGCGUUGGCUUCAAAAAGAACGAAUUAAGAAGAGAUUGGGGGAGUGUUCUGAAUCGCUUGAUACAAGGGUAGUGCGGCAACUGAAGGAUGUCUGGAAUCAAAUUUUGGCAGAGGAGGAUAUUAGACUACGCCAACAAGCAAAACAGUUCUGGUUUAGACAUGGGGAUAGGAACUCAAAAUAUUUCCAUAAUAGUAUCAAAGCUCGUCGCAGAUAUAAUCGGAUUCAGCAAAUUGUGACAUCAGAUGGUUCAUUAUCUUCGGAUGUGGGUACUAUUCAGGAUGCAUUUUUGCAAUAUUUUUCGGGUUUAUUUUUCAAUUCACCUACUGAUUUUGCGGAACUUCUCCCUCUGGUUCAGCCUAGAAUUGGGGCCGAAGAUAAUGUCGAGUUAUUGGCAGAUUUUACAGAUGAAGAAUUUCGUUCAGCGCUCUUUCAGAUGGACCCGAAUAAAGCUCCUGGGUUGGAUGGUCUUAAUCCGGCUUUUUUCCAGAAAUAUUGGCCAAUUAUUGGGGUGGAUGUUUGCAAUAUUUGUCGGUUGUGGCUUGCACAAGGUAAUAUCCCUUCUGAAAUCUCCAGUGCUUUAAUUGUUCUUAUUCCGAAAUGUGUGAAUCCUGUUGAUGUAAAGGAUUUUAGGCCUAUUGCUAUUUGUAAUGUGAUUUAUAAGAUCUUGUCUAAGGCCUUAGCCAAUAGAUUGAAGAGGGUCCUGCAUAAAAUUAUUUCGCCAAAUCAGUCUGCUUUCAUUCCUGGGAGACUAAUUACAGAUAAUUUUAUUGUUGCUUUUGAGACCAUGCAUGGUUUGAAAUUACAAAAUAGGGGUAGUGUGGGGUCGUGUGCUCUGAAAAUUGAUAUUGCUAAGGUCUAUGAUAGAGUUGAAUGGUCAUAUUUGUUUGCGAUGUUAUCUGCAUUGGGCUUUUCUGAUACUUGGGUUGGUUGGAUGCGUAUGUGUUUUUCAAACAUGAGCUACUACAUUGCUGUUAACGGAGCAGAGAUUGGUCCUGUGGUUCCAAGUCGGGGUCUUCGGCAGAGGGAUCCCAUUUCUCCCUAUUUAUUUUUAAUUGUUGCUGAAGGACUGUCUUUGUUGAUUCAGGAUAGUGAAAAUAGGGGCCUCUUGCAUGGGUGUUGCGCGAAAGUUGGUUGCCCCCCGGUUUCUCACCUUUUCUUUGCAGAUGAUUCCUUACUAUUUUUUGAUGGUACAGUAGGGGAAGCUAUACGGAUUAAGCAAAUUCUUGGUGUUUAUGAGAAGGCUUCAGGCAGAGAAGUAUUAAUUAAAUCUGUAUUACAGGCAAUUCCAACAUAUUGCAUGAAUGUUUUUUUAUUACCUGUUUCCACUUGCCGUCAGCUACAGGUCAUGAUGAAUAAAUUUUGGUGGGGUGGUUGUCGUGAGGAUGGGAGAGGGAUGAAUUGGCUCUCGUGGGAUCGAAUGUGUGGGCGUAAAUCAGAAGGUGGGAUGGGCUUUCGGGAUUUGGCUAGUUUUAAUACUGCCUUAUUGGGAAAGCAAGGUUCUAACUAUAGCUUCGUUUGGAAGAGUAUUUUGUCUUCUCAACAAGUGUUGCAACGUGGGGUAAGGUGGCGAAUUGGUGAUGGUAAGCAGGUUUUUGUUGUUAAUUGCCCUUGGAUUCCUCGGGAUAUUGGUUUUAUGCCUUUAGAUGAGUCGAUAUUUAUUCCUGAAGCCAUGAGAGUAUGUGAUUUGUUUGUUGAAGGUGAGCUGCGUUGGGAUGUAGAGAAGCUAAUGAAUAUUUUUAGUAUUGCUGAUAUGAGAGUUAUUCUUACUAUUCCAUUGCCUCUAUUCCCAAAACCGGAUAAAUUAAUUUGGUACUUGCAUAAGAAGGGUGUGUACUCAGUUAAAUCUGCAUAUUUUUGUGCCUUAGAAUUGUCGGGUAGGACUGGUGUGCUGGGUUAUAAUGAUGGGUGGAACCGUCUUUGGUCUCUUGAUGUUCCUCCCAAAGUUCGUGAUUUUCUUUGGCGUGCUUGUCGUGGAGUGCUUCUUACUCGGGAUAUUCUUUUGAGGCGUGGGAUACAUAUACCUGGUGCAUGUCUUUUUUGUGAUCAUGAUGAAUCUAUUUCACAUGUUUUUUUGCAUUGUCCAAUGCUGUUGAGUUAUGGAGACUUGCUGCCAAGGACGUUAUCCCACCCAUCUGUUUCUCGUGUGCUCCCAUUAGUUGAGGCUACCACUCUUGAAGUUGAUUGGAUUGCAUUCAUUGAUUGUGCAGUCUUUGCUAGUGCUGAUUUGUUCGGUUUUGCAGCAGUAUUUGAGGACUUGGAAGGCUUCUUUUCCAUUGCAAUUUCGGGUUUCUAUGAGGGGGGUGGGCAACCUGUUAUUGCUGAAGCUAGUUGUAUUUUUACGGAUAACCAAUCCUUAGCCUUGGCUAUUCGCUCUCUGGAUGACUUUUCAGAGUUUAGAUUAGUUGUUUCUGAUUGCAAGGAUGCUAUGCGGUCUCAUGGUAAUAUUCAUGUUCGUUGGGUACGGCGUUCAGAAAAUAGAGCCGCCCAUUUAUUAGCUAGAGAGUCUAUUCAUCAUUGUAGAUUCAAGAUUUGGAUUGACAUUCCUGAUUGUCUCUUGGAUUAUUAUUUUACAAGAUAA